Dimorphilus gyrociliatus is the source of this 1928-nucleotide messenger RNA. Lineage: Eukaryota; Metazoa; Annelida; Polychaeta; Dinophilidae. The record is from the annotation of a GenBank genome assembly.
AGUUUGUUGAAAAUCUAUGCGUCGGCCGCUUGAUUGAACGCCAAUAGGAUUUUAACAUGGCAAAAUAUAAACGCUCGGUGUCAAGAACAACAUCAAAAAAUAGUUUGCAAUCGACAUUAAAAUUCGAGGUAAUGAGAGUUUAGGAUUUCUAAUACCACUUUAUAAAAAUAUGAGAAUCUCUUUCAUCUGAUUUUAAUCAGCUUUAAUCCCUUAUUGGUAUUAUCUUGAAGAAUUAUAAUUAAUACCGAAGUACGUACAAGUUUAUGCUCUUGAUAUCAAUAUUGAUCGAUUAUAAAUCCAAUCAAUGCGAUUUAUUUAUAUUCGAUCCUUUAUUGUUAAAUGGUUGCCAGAAAUUUAUAAGAAAAACAACACAGAAUGAACAGAAGAAAAUCUGUGACCUUUAUUAAAAAGAAAAAAACAUCAGUUGUAAGGAAAAGAUGCAUAUUAUUUCUUUAAAAAUAAGAUAAAGAGAACUUUCAUCAAGGAUAUUUUAUCAUUGUAAGAUAUAUUUAUAUAUUUUAAUAUAGAACGAAGAGUGGUCUUUAAUGCAAAGCCCUGAACUUGGUACUUUUUGGGUAAAUAGAACUACUGGAGAGAAACAAGAAGACGUACCGGAUCACGUUAUUCGAGCCAUAAAGUCAAUUGACGAAAAGGACAAUGAAUUAGAUUUAGUUAAGAAUGAAAAUGAACGCCUUCGAUUAGACUUGAAAGAGAAAAAAUCCUGUAUUGAGUUAUUAGAAACCAGUGAAAGACAAUUACGUUUGGAAUUGGAUGAGUUAUUAACUAAAUUGAAUAGAGCCGAGAGUAACAAUGAUAAAUUACGCACGGAUAACAAGAAAAAAACUGAAUCUACUGAUAAAAUGGAGUUUGAGUAUAAAAAAAUGGAGGAUAAAGUUAUAAAACUUGAAGCAAAAGGCAUGAAAUAUUCCUUAUUCAUUGACUUAAUAUAUAUUUCUUUGAUAUUUAGAAAUGGUAUAAGGUUUAAUGAGGCUAAUCUUCGAUUAAAGAAUCAAGAUUACAAAAUAUUAGACUUAAAAGCUCAGGUAAGAGAGGAGUUGUUUAGAAAUGAUAAAAUUGAUCAAAAACUGGCAAGAAUUCCUAUUCUUGAAGACGAAAUCCAAGAAAAGAAUAAUGAAAUAGAAAGACUAAAAAAUGAGUCUAAAAAUAAGGACUUGUUGUUGCAGCAUUCUCGUUUGUCAAAUAGAGAAUAUAGGGAAAAUGUUAAGAGAUUAGAAAAUAAUCUUAAUGAGCAGAAUAGUCAGCAGGAAGAGUUAGAAAGAGCAAAACUUGAAAUUAACACUUUACGUCGACUUUUAGCCGGAAAGGAUUCUUUAUUACGGAAAAUGAACGGGCAAGCUGAAAGGUCGUUACUGAAAGAAAUAGACGAAAACGCAGAGCCCAGACCCUCAACCAACCAAAAUACUUAUAUCGAGACCAGCGUAUCUGAUAGAAAAUCAGAAAGUCUUUUAGAAACUCUAUUGUCAGACGAAAAUAAAAAAGAUGCACGAUGCUCAAGACCUAAAACUGCCAGUGAUAGUAAAUUGGAUACGGCUAAACUCAAGAAAAUACGUAUUAAAUCAGCUCCGCAUAGGGCAAAUGCUCAAAGAAUAUCUCUUCCAAACUCACCGUAUGAGCAGUUAGGUUUACUAAACUCUCCACCUGGUUCUAGACCUAAUCCUGCUCGAUCACCGCCACUAUCCUCUCGAUUGAUUCGAGCAGAUAAAGAGCGUUUGAAAUUUUUCACAAUCGGAGAUAAAGUUACAGCCAAUAUCAGAGGUAAACCAGUAAUAAAAGAAGCCUGUGUAGCUUUCAUAGGAUAUGUUGAGCCCAAAAAUUAUCGAACUCACAUAGGAAUAGUCCUCUCCGAACCAGGUAAAUUGUGUUUUGUUAUUUAUCAUAUUUAUAAGCAUACGAAUUUUAAUCCAUGA